CCUCGCUGGGGUGAACAUUCGACGAGGUGGGCCGUGACGGAUGUCGACUACGCAGAGCGGUGACCGGGAGGUCGUCACCGUGGUAUCAAUAGAGAAUACAGAUGGGAGUGCUACGGGCCAUGUCGUGUUGGGUGUAUUGGGCAGUCUGGCGUUUGUGUUUUUCCUCGUAAUCAUACUCGUGCCUAUUAUUCGCUGGAGGAAGCGGAGGGGGAGUGCGAGGGGUACUUCGACGACGGAGAGUCGAGCGAGCUCGCGGCGCACGCAUACGCGGAUCGUUUCGGAGUAUCAUCAAGAUGCGGCAGCGCCGCUCCUUGAAGAACAGCCAAUAACAACAACCGGUGGUGGGAUGGCCGCUGUGAAUAUGAACGUGCCUAUGGUCACUCAGCCUCAGCAGGGUGUUCUGAGCGAUCAGGGUCGACGGACUACGCCGAGCCGUCCGCCGACUGCGUUGCUCAAUAUGAAAAUCCUGCAGACUCUACCGAAUUUUGACGAAGAGGAUGAGAGCAACUCGUCAUUGGGGAGGCCACUAGAGCCGGAUGAGAGGACGUUUCCUGAGGCUACUACUGACACUAGUGGUACUGGCGUAUGGCUAGUUACUGACGCGAAUAGGAGAAGCGCUGCGCUGCCCCCUAUUCCGGCGCCCGAGCAACCCUCGCGCGACUCGACACUGGUAGCAACGAGUCCACCGACGUCGCCGUUAACGAAUGCGUUCCAACGACCACCUUCCAUUGCACCUUCUGAAUCUAUGUCAAUCGCGAAUUCUCUUGGCACGUUCCGUUAUCCUUCGCUCGUGUCGUCAUCAUCAAAAAGUUCCGUGCCUACUUCUACUGCUCUAAGUACUCCAAGGAAUACGGCAUAUACACCCUCACCGUCAUGGAUGCCCAAAUCACUCGUGCCUGGUACGGGAAGUCCUGUACAGAGCGAGACGUGGUGGCGUACACCGUCAAUGCCACCGAUUCCAGAAUCAGUACGCUCCGCGUCCCUUUCGUCGGUACAACAACACGGCGGUCUAGAAACUACUACCAAGACUAAGAGAGAUUCAUCAUCGCCGUCACCUGCUGCUGUAUUACGUGAUACCUCUGCUGAAGCUGGACCGAGUACUGUUGUUCGGCAUGUUCGACAUUUGUCUGGGGAGGCCACUACGGCUACGUUAGGCUCGCUUUCUCGGUCGAGUACUCAGCAUACGAAUACGGAUCGUAGUAAUAAGGAGCGUGAUGAGAGGCGGGUGAGUACGCUCACACACGGGACGUUUGGCCGUCAGGGACAUGCGGAUAGCCGAGAGGCGUCGCAUACGAGGGGAACCACCGAGUCUGAGGAAGGUGAUGGUGGUGGUAUCGUGGUUCCUCCCGAUAGUCCGACUGAACGAACUAUCAAAAACAUGAAAAGACGGACAUUAGAUUACCCUCGAGAACCUUCACCUCCUUUAACCGUUGCACCGCUUUCCGCUCCUCCUCCAUUACAUUCCCAUUCCACUCGAUCUUCUUCCAUUCAACAUCAGCCUCCUUCACGGUCAACAACAACAACACCCGGACGUCCUUCUUCAGGUCCCAUACCGGAUCCGCAGUCACCUCAAGAUAACGAACCUGAUCCACCGCCGCCGGAAGUGCAGCUUGCUAGUCCGUAUGAAUACGGACAUAAUGAAGAAGCGUCUAGUUCAAGUGAACAGUUACUCCUCCCACAAGAUCAAGAUUCCUCCUCCGCACCACCUUUUUCACUCCCGGAAUUACCUUCGUUGCCCCAACUUUCGCCCUUGGCGCUCGAAUUUAGGCUGGACUCGGCGGCUGCAUCGAGGAGUAAUAGCGCGAGUACGGGACGAGGGAGUAGGAGGAGCGGUAAAUCCAAUAAGUCCAACAAUUCUAUUGGACGAGGAAAAGGGAAGGGAGAAGGGAAGGAAGGGAAAGGUCAUGUGAAGUCACCUUCGAAAGCCAGUUCGAUUAGCGCUUUUAGUUGCGGGACGGGGUCGAAACGAUCGUUACGUUCACUAGCGAGUUUUAGUUCGAGCUCUCUUCGUUCGCGGUCGAAGUCUCGCGAACGAGGAGGGGAUCGAGGAGUUGAUAGAGUGAAACAUGCGAGAAGGGUGACGUUUGGGGAUACGGCUGGGACGCCUCCGCCUGUACCUGUUCGAACUCCUACUCCUACGCAUACACAUACUCCAGCUAGUAGAGCGAGUACGCCUGCUGAACAGUCUCAGUCGCGCAACAAUUCCCCUGUACCAGUCCUUAUGCCGCAGAAACGACCUUCGAGACCGUUACCGACACUGCCUGCUACGUUGAUUGCGGGGUAUUCGAUACCGCUUCCGGGUCAGGUUGGUAGUAGAGUUAUUGGUGGACCACCUGGACCACAGCAGCAGGGACGGGGUAAUGGCAAUGGUAAUGGCAAUGGAGAGGGAGGCUAUGUCGUUCAUUGAUUCCUACUCCUUCGUUGAUUUUGGUUUGAAUUUUGAGUUUGUUUAUUGACUCUACUUUGCUAUCUUCUCAUUUUUUUGGGUACGAUAUGUACGACCAUUUUUGUAGGAUUUUUUGCAGUUACACUUAACACUCAUGGACUCUUUACGAGAACUUAUCAGAUCCCUGUACACUCAUUCACUUUUUUCUACUUUUUUCGCUCUUUGACACGACCACUUGAUCAUCGGACACUUCUUGCAUGUUUAUGAUGAGUUAUUCUGUAGUGGUAUUUUUGUUUAUGUUUGU
Messenger RNA from Fomitiporia mediterranea MF3/22, 2690 nucleotides. RefSeq lists its product as uncharacterized. Bases 41 to 2407 code for a protein of 788 amino acids. Lineage: Eukaryota; Fungi; Basidiomycota; Agaricomycetes; Hymenochaetales; Hymenochaetaceae. The record is from RefSeq and is a predicted model, not a curated record. The transcript is spliced from 2 exons.